AUGGCAUCAACUGCGCGCACCACAGGCGCCGAUGCACAGGCGGAAGAGCUGCGGAGGAGAAAUGUAGCCGCACAAUCACAGGCCUCCGCGCCAGUCGCUGCACAAGUACAAGAGAAGGAGAAAUCCAAGGACAAGCCUUUCAACAUCAUCUCCUUCCUCGACGAAUACGAGUUCAUUUGGGCCCCUCUGAUUUUCACCUUCUUCGCCUUCUUCACGCGCAUGUACAAGAUUGGCCUAUCGCCAAUCGUCACCUGGGAUGAAGCCCACUUUGGCAAGUUCGGUUCACACUACCUCAAGCGCGAGUUCUACUUCGAUGUCCACCCACCGCUCGGAAAGAUGCUCGUUGGUCUAUCUGGAUACCUCGCUGGAUACAAUGGCUCGUUUGAAUUCAAGUCUGGAGAGACCUACCCUCCCGAGCUGGACUACACCUUCAUGCGUCUCUUCAACUCUGCUUUUGGCGCUGUCUGCGUUCCGCUGGCAUACUUUACCGCCAAGGAGCUGAACUUCCGCCGUCCGGUUGUAUGGUUCGUCACGCUGGCUGUACUCUGUGAGAACUCGUACACCACCAUCAGCCGUUUCAUCCUUCUCGAUUCUAUGCUCCUCUGCUUCACCUUCACCACCGUCUUCUGCUGGUCCAAGUUCCACCGUCAGCAACAUGACCCAUUCUCUCCUGAGUGGGGUCUCUGGCUGAUGCUCACUGGAGUUUCCAUUGGUUGCGUAUGCAGUGUCAAGUGGGUUGGAUUCUUCGUUACUGCCUUGGUCGGAUUGUACACCAUUGAGGACCUUUGGCACAAGUUUGGAGACCUAAAGAUGCCCAAAGUUGAGCUAGUCACCCACGUCGCUUUCCGAGUCUUCGGCCUGAUUCUCAUUCCCCUCGCCGUCUACAUGUUCUCCUUCUACCUCCACUUCAUCAUUCUCGAGAACAGCGGUCCCGGCGACGCACAAAUGAGCUCUCUGUUCCAGGCUAACCUGCGAGGAACCGAGGUCGGCAAGAACAGCCCUCUUGAGAUCGCAUACGGCUCUCGCACGACUCUGAAGAACAUGGGAUACGGAGGUGGACUGCUUCACUCUCACGUACAGACCUACCCUGAAGGCUCCCAACAGCAACAGAUCACUUGCUACCACCACAAGGAUGCCAACAACGACUGGUUCUUCUACCCCAACCGCCACGAAGUCGAUUACAAGCCCGAUGAGGAGCUCCGCUACCCUGGAAACGGUGACGUUAUCCGUCUCAUCCACGCCCAGACCGGCCGCAACCUCCACUCGCACCAAGUCGCCGCCCCCGUUACAAAGAGCGAUUGGGAAGUUUCCUGCUACGGCAACACAACCGUCGGUGACACCAAGGACCACUGGGUUGUUGAAGUUGUUCGUGACGCUGCUUCGAGGGAUUACUCCAAGCUCCGAACGCUCACUACUGCCUUCCGUCUGAAGCACAAGGAUCUGGGCUGCUACCUCCGCGCUGGCAAUGUCAACCUACCUCAAUGGGGGUUCAAGCAGAUUGAGACAAGUUGCGUCAAGAAGAACAACCCCCGCGACGUCUACACCCACUGGAACAUCGAGAGCCACACCAACGAGAGACUACCCCCGGGCAACCCUGGCGACUACAAGUCACCCUUCUUCCAGGACUUUAUCCAUCUCAACGUUGCCAUGAUGACAUCCAACAACGCGCUUGUUCCCGACCCUGACAAGCAAGACGAUCUCGCAUCCAGCUUCUGGCAAUGGCCCAUCCUGCACGUCGGUCUCCGCAUGUGCGGCUGGAACGACGACAUCGUCAAGUACUUCCUCCUCGGCAACCCCUUCGUCUACUGGGGCAGCACCGCUUCGCUAGGCAUUUUCGGUCUUCUCGUCGUCUUCUACCUGGUUCGCUGGCAACGCGGAUACAACGAUCUCAAGCAAUCAGAGAUCGACCAGAUCCACUACGCAGGUAUCUACCCCAUCAUCGGCUGGGCCCUUCACUACGCACCAUUCGUCGCUAUGGGUCGUGUCACCUACGUGCACCACUACUACCCUGCGCUGUGGUUCGCCAUCAUCGUCAUGGGCUUCUGCCUCGACUUCACCACAAGAAAGCUCAGCAAGCAGGUACAAUGGGCCAUCUUCGCCGUUCUGUACGCCAUCAUCAUCGGCCUGUACGUACUCUUCAGGGCCAUCUCCUUCGGUAUGGUCGGACCCAGCAGCCAGUGGAAACACCUCAAGUGGUUCGACAGCUGGAGGAUCACCGACUAA
Molecule: messenger RNA, 2223 nt
Organism: Alternaria incomplexa
Lineage: Eukaryota; Fungi; Ascomycota; Dothideomycetes; Pleosporales; Pleosporaceae
Exons: 5
Coding region: 1-2223 (740 amino acids)
Biological process (GO): protein O-linked glycosylation via mannose
Cellular component (GO): membrane; endoplasmic reticulum
Molecular function (GO): dolichyl-phosphate-mannose-protein mannosyltransferase activity
Source: RefSeq, a predicted model, not a curated record